AUGGCGGCUUUCAUGGUAGCAAAAAGAUGCAUUUUACUAAGCCGGCAAGUUUUAUGCCCAACCAGAUUGUCAUUCUCAAUACCUCGGUUCAAAAGAAGUUACUGUUGCAUCAGCCUGAAGUAUGUGUGUAAAGAUCACCAUAGAGCACAUCUAUUUGCGUCCUAUUUAAUGAGGAAUCCUGGAUUGAGACGAAAAUCCACUAAGGCUUUGCUUAAAGUUGGAUAUUUAAAAAGGACCGCUGAAAUAUUUUUCUUGAUAUUCAUUAUUGUGACCUUAAUCCGAUGUUACAUUUAUGCAUGGUAUGAGAACGUCAUGUUUGGUCACGCCAUUUCAUUUGAGGAUUAUGUUGACCGGUAUCUUAAAACAGAUUUGGUUGAAAAAGAUGCUUAUAUCUACAAGACUAUGAUGCAGAUUCAAGAAAACGACAAAGGAGUUUGGAAGAGGCUGAGAGAUUCAGGGUUUUUCUCCCAGAAAAGACCAGUAGACGAAUAUGAACAUGUUUUGAUUUCACUAAAUUUUGAAAAGAUAAAAGAAAAAUUCAAUGGAGAAUUCCCAAAGGAACUAGUGAAGCCGCCAAAUGCAGGUGACACAUACUUUGUUGUGGUGAAAAUGGCUGAAGGAAAGCACUUCUCUGAGGAGAUUCAGAACUGGAUUAAAAACCAAGACGACGUAAACAUUACCCCUAUGUCAUAUAGUUCUCUGGAAAUGUCACAGCUCGUUAUGCCAUUUUUAAAGUUUACAUUAAUGACUUGUUUUGGUCUGAUGUUUAUUCAGACGUUAAUUUCUUAUGCCAUCCUUCUGCAUCCACAAAAAUUUUCUGCGAUGAUGAGGAAUUUUUCAAAAACACGUUCAGCGAUGAAGAAGAAUCUUGAUUAUUUGUAUUGCCAAGGAACUGUCCCAGAGGUACGUUUGAAAGAUGUUGUUGGCCACACACAGGCAAAGAACCUGUUGGAUAAAAAUGCCAGGCAAUUGAAAAGGGCAAGUUUAAGUAAACCAGACAAAAUAAUGAGACAGAGUAUUUUACUUGUUGGUCCAAAAGGAUGUGGAAAGUCGGUACUGACCCAGGCUUUUGCAGGAGAAAUAGGGGCUCCAUUGGUGAACAAGUCGCGACUUGCAACAUCUGUUGUUGAUAGUUGUAAGAUCCAUAAAGGGUUUAUAGAUGUUGACAGCCUGAAGAAUGUAACUGUUGUGUGCGAGAGUCAGGCUGAUCUCAUAACAUACCUUGACCUGGAUGAUACACAUAGUAAUGUUAAAGAGGGGAAUCAGAAAAUAUUGUGGGACCUUCAACAAAAGACAUCUUUGAUUCAUAUAUAUGGCAUGGAAGAUUCCACUACGUUUAAAAAGUUCAAAGCUGACAAGAAGAUACUGAAGAAAAAGGAAUCCAAUAAGAAACCUGGUUUAAUGUCUUUAGAAAUUGACAGUGAAGAAGAUAUUGACCCAAAUCAAUGUAUUAAGGGUUAUGAAGAGAACAGUGACAUGUUUCAUGAUGUGGAAACUCUAACAAUAGAUCUCAGUUAUCCCACCUUUGAUGACAGGAAGGCUUUGUUCGCAACUUACAUGAGAGGUUUAACCUCAUACAGUUACAUUGAUGAUGUUGUAGCAGAUUUGUCAGCCAUCACAGAAGGAAAAAGUGCACCUGAAAUUGUUGAGGUAUGCAAGAAGAUUGCAGAGUGGAAACAUCCCCAGAUCUCGCAUCCUGAUGACAAAAAUGUGUACCAGUCAACAUGUCUAAGAAUUGAAAGAGCAUCCAACAUGGCCAAGUGGGUGCCAGUGCCUCUACAGUCUGAGGUGAUAGCAUUACACCGGGCAGGGCAUACCCUCCUGGCAGCUAGAUUGGAACACUUCAACAUUCUUCCAAAGCUUGUCCAGGAACCAUCAGAUCCACAGCAAUUCCAAGGAUUUAUGGAAGUCAUACCACCAAAAUCUCUGAAUCACUCGGGGGACCAGUUAUUUAACCUACUGAGCCUGAACAUGGCUGGAGUUUUAGCGGAGUUAGUGUCUAGAAAGUGUUUGACUACAGUGGGAAAAAACUUCUUUGAGAAAGUGCAAGCAGACUUCAAGACCAAAAUAAGAGACCAAGUAAUAAUGACCAUGAAACAGCCAGAACUUAAAAUGGCCUUAAGUCAUACAGGCAGGUCAAGUGGAACUCUCGAUGAGGCUUUAAUAGCAGAUGCCUUGGUGGAAAGAGAUGUGAACAAUACUAUCGGCAUGAUAUUUACACAAACUGAAGAAGUUCUACAGAAAGAUCGUGAUAUACUACAACAGUUGACAAGCCAUUUCCUACAACACAGUCUCAAGCGGACAGAAAUUGAUUAUAAAAGAGUGGCACACAUUCUUCAAACCUCAAAACAAUUUGAAGUAUGGAGUUGGGAUCGGAAAACAAAAUCAACUCCUGAUUGAAGAUGGAAGGAAAUAGAAAAUGUGGAUUUAUAAAUUAUACCCCAACAUUACAAAGUCGGUGAUAGCGGGGGAUAUAAAGGAAUGUUCUUGUUGGUAUACAUGUUUAACACCUUAACAUAGAAUCAAGUCAGACUUUUGGUUACAGACUACAGUCAUACCUGUAUUUAGUGGCCACCAUUGGGGAAAAAGGUUAAAUUGGAUGCUUAAGACAGGUGCCCACUUAAUGCAGGGUGGAAAUUGCUGCCACUAUCUUUAAAAUAACAAUUGGCCAUCUAAACCACCACCCCACAUUGCUACUCAUUUUUGAAAGAGUUGUGGCCCCUCUUUAUCAUAGAAGUUGCCAAAAAUACUGUGUCUGGACAGCCAAAAAUACUGUGUCUGGACAAUAAUGAAUGAGUUGACAAAUUGAAAUAUAAAUUACACAUGUUCAACACCAAAUAAUACAGAUCAAGUUUGACUUUGGUAACAAACUUUGAAUUUUUGACGCACCCGGUAGUUAUGGCCCCAUUUCAACAAAGAAGUUUCCAAAAACACAUUGUCCAGAUAGAAAUUCAGGAAUAUAUGCCAAAAUGAGAUAUUUAGAACUAUUAUUACUUUAAAUGAUUACAAUGUCAUUGAUUUGAACAUCCAACAUAUCAAAGAUACUGAAAUAUCUUUAAAUAAAAUCAUUUUGA
Mya arenaria is the source of this 3074-nucleotide messenger RNA. Its product is annotated as paraplegin-like. The transcript has 19 exons. Bases 1 to 2400 code for a protein of 799 amino acids. Gene Ontology annotation, molecular function: metalloendopeptidase activity; ATP-dependent peptidase activity; ATP binding. Gene Ontology annotation, cellular component: m-AAA complex. Lineage: Eukaryota; Metazoa; Mollusca; Bivalvia; Myida; Myidae. Gene Ontology annotation, biological process: mitochondrial protein processing; protein-containing complex assembly. The record is from RefSeq and is a predicted model, not a curated record.